AUGCUGCAGCGCCUGGCGGCGAGACCUAUGCGCUUGGUCUUACGCUCCUCGAGGCUUCAUGGCAGUAUGGUCUCUAUCCAGCGCUACACUGCUCCUGUCUUUCCAGCCGCCAGCAGAAAAUCUCUGUGCCCGGUGCAGGUAAGGCGGUUCAGCAACGUCGAGAUUAAGACUCCCGAUUUCGGUGCCGAGAGCAUCACCGAGGGUACGCUCAUGGAAUGGCAGAAGAAGGCGGGCGACUUCUGCGCUAAAGGUGAGAUCCUGGCGGUGAUCGAGACAGACAAGGUGAGCACCGAGGUGAAGGCGCCCGACAACGGCGUCCUUGAGAAGAUUGUGGCUCAAGCUGAUGAAACAGUUCAGAAAGAUCAGCUGCUGGCUGUCUUCAAGCCAGGAGGUGAACCGCCUCCUAAAGCAGCCAAAGCUCCCGCGGCGGCGCCCGCCUCGCCGGCCGCUGUCCCAGCAGCACCGGCGGCUGCCCCGGCUGCCGCCCCGGCCGCCCCGGCUGCAGCUCCUGCAGCUCCGAAGGUGGGCAUGGGUGCUAGAAAGUUCGGUCGGCAUGACGCUCAUGCCAGCUUGAGUUGUCCAGCAUUGCCGACAAAGAGGCUCCCAUGCUCCAUGCCACGGUGCAGCGACACCAACAUGACUAUGCAUCGUAGUGGAAAGUGGCAAUCCAUGCCGCCGCCCAUCGAAAGCAUCCAGCCAUUGCUCAUGGAUGCCCUUUUGCUCAGUGCCAAAAGCAUUCCCAUCUGGGCUGUCGAUAAGCACAUCCGCCCUUCGAUUGGUUUCAGAAGGUUCUUCACUAGCACAGACCGUCAUCAGCGACUCCACCAGCCCGUCAAAGUCGGCGACCGCAGCCGGCGCAUUGUUUUCCGAAUUGGAUCCGUGCAACCGAGCAGCUGCCUCUUGAAGCCGAGAGGCUUGGGGCUUGAGCUGGAGUUGCCCGCUCUGUCCCGACGCUACGAGGCCAUCGGGCAUGUCGGUGUGGUGCGCAGGGAUCUCUUGGUCGCCUCAGCCGUGCGCUUCGGACUAACUGUUCGGCCGCCCGGCGUGCUUGCGAUCAGCUUGAACGGGUCUGAGGCUUUAAGGUACCAGUACUGCUACCACUAUCACGAAGAUGACGACCCGACACCAAUCGAUGGUCGUGGUGGUGAUGAUGGCAAAGUUGUUGACGCGCAGGAGCAAAUGGCACCGACGGUGGGAGCGUCCCCCGAGGAGCCCGAUGGCGCCAACAUUGCAGAGAAGGUCGAGGCUCGUUGGCACGAGCAUCAGAGGGCUCAAGGGAGUGCCGUGAAGAAGGCGAAGAACGAGCACCCAACCUGCGCUAAGGAUGAUCCCAGCGCAGAGGUGGAGGCGAAAAUAGAGCCCACCAAAGACGAGCACCCGGAGACCUCUGCGGUCAAGGCCGAGGAGCCCGGACUAGCGCCUCCAGUAGAGGCUCCCGGUGUGCAGGAGCUGGUAGUUCCGAAGAUGGAGGAGGCGCCUCCUCCACCGGAGGUUCCAGCGACCAAGCUCGAGCAUUCGGCAACAGAGGUCAAGGUCGAGGCUGCGAUGGUCAGCAAGGAGGAGCCGGCCGCCGAGGAACCAUCAGACCCGGCUUCUCCUGGAGUGAAGGUGCGGCAAGAAGAGUCGGAGCCGCUCCAUGAGGACAGCCAUGGACCCCAGGAGGAGGCUCCAGGUGUUGCGCGAAUCUGUGCAGUCAAAGAGGAGCCGGAGCAUCACGACGAGGCCGGUGAUACCUUGGAGGAACUGGUGAUGAGCCCUGAAGAGCAGGACUUGCGCGAGGAACUCCGGGCCACCUUUGCUCGCAGCGAUGCGGCGGUCGCCAGGUGGUUGGCUUGGGCCGGCCACGGUUCAGAGUCUUCUGACCCGGAAGAGGCGGCGACUUCAAACCGAGCCGCACCUUGCUUCCGCAGGUUUUCCAGCACUGCAGCACCAUCGAAGAAGUUUCUUCGGGACGAUGCGGAAAAUGCGCCGUGGCCAACCGCCAAGCUCUUCCGAUGCACUGGGCCCAUUAUGUGGAGGCCGGAAUGGUGUCUUCCCCAUCGUCAUUGCCCAGGUAGAUGGGAGGACGGCACUUCUGCAGGGGGCAUCAUUUCCUGGGCCGUGGAGCCUACAUCUUUGAGCCUGCAGGAGGGCUUCGAGGUGUGCUUCCGAGACGAGCCGGGGCCCACAAGCGCUGAUGAUGAGGACCUUCCCGAUCGCACGGAUUCAGACUUCGUCAUGAACUUCCGACGUGGAGCCAAUGCCUGGCAUUUUACUGCCGGCACACGGAACCGGUCAGGGGCGCAAAAGUCUGUCCCAGACAACGUCUUCAGCAAGAGGGCGGGGCAGCGGCACAUGUUCUGGGCUGCAUGCUUGGAAGGCCAAGAAGAUGGGAAGCACUACGUUCUCGUCGGGGCUGUCCCAGGCAUGCUGACGGAGCAUUUCUUCGUCGCGAAGGUGACACGCCCUCGGCCUUUGACCAAUGUUGGCCACUUGACAGCUCAGCGAGUGGUGACGGAGAACUGCAACAGCUGCCUAAACCCUAAACCCCAAGACUGCCGCGACUUGUCAGGGUCCAAGGGAGGCCGAAUCCUGAAAGUCGUUGUGGUCGCCGAGCGACGAAUCUAG
Messenger RNA from Symbiodinium sp. CCMP2592, 2607 nucleotides. Lineage: Eukaryota; Dinophyceae; Suessiales; Symbiodiniaceae. The record is from the annotation of a GenBank genome assembly.